Messenger RNA from Lytechinus variegatus (green sea urchin), 6174 nucleotides. RefSeq names its product tubulin polyglutamylase TTLL11-like. Gene Ontology annotation, biological process: microtubule cytoskeleton organization; protein polyglutamylation. Lineage: Eukaryota; Metazoa; Echinodermata; Echinoidea; Temnopleuroida; Toxopneustidae. Gene Ontology annotation, cellular component: cilium. The record is from RefSeq and is a predicted model, not a curated record. The transcript is spliced from 7 exons. Gene Ontology annotation, molecular function: tubulin-glutamic acid ligase activity; tubulin binding. Bases 144 to 2231 code for a protein of 695 amino acids.
ACGAUACUUUUCAGACAUCUGUUUACGGAGCAACGACCGACGCCCAAAGACUUGAGCACCUGUCCAAAGCCUGUGUUUUCCGUUCUUUAUUCCAUAAACGAUGGGUUAAUUUAAGUUGAAAAUCUUAGCGAUGGGUGUAAAAGAUGUCGGCCUCUUCAGACGGUCCAAGUAUUGGUAAUGGCACCAAGUUGGAGCCUUUAUAUCCCAGAUCUACGCAUGCACAAAUUGCAUAUGAAGAAUGCUUGCAGAACCAAAUUGCACAGCUCCUCGCUGAAAAUCAUCGGGAGGCCGAGGAGAUCGCGACUGGUGCCCGCCGCCGCUCCAGCAACGAGGGAGAUGCUCGUUUGAAACAGACACCAAAUGCCUUGACCUUGAGUUCAUGCAGUUUAACCGCUGACGACGCUGUCAAAUCAAAAGCACAAGAUAGAUCAACACGAAAUGUACAAGGAAAAAAAAAUUCGAAAGAUGAACAUAAAUCAAGGCGUAGUCGAAGCGGGAGAAGGAAACGACGCCACAACAUCUUGAUGGUCAAUAUGACAAAAGCCAGAUCAAGUGGAGAAGUGUUGCGAGUCAGUCUCAAUGAAUUAGGAUGGCGAUGGAAGGAGUCAAGCGGCAUUCAGAGGGUACCUUGUGAUCUAUUCUGGAAUGGAGUAUCUUUCUUUGAUUGUGAAAAUAAACCCCUUGGAGGAAUGGUCAAUAAAUUCCCAGGUCUGUUAGAACUUGUACGCAAGGCCCAACUCUCGAAACUACUGCAUCAAAUGAGGCAGCUAUUCCCUGAUGAAUACAGCUUCUACCCACGGACCUGGAUCCUUCCAGAGCAGUAUCAUAUUUUCUGUGCAGAGGUCUCCACCUUCAUUCAGAAGUACCCCAGAGCUAAGCCAGUCUUCAUUGUCAAACCAGAUGAUGGUUCUCAGGGGGAUGGCAUCUACCUAAUCUCCAACCCUCAUCAUAUGUCCACUACUGGCCUCACCAAACCGGCGGUCGUCCAGGAGUACGUACCAAGGCCCCUUCUCCUAGAGCACCUGAAGUUUGAUCUACGCAUCUACGUUCUCCUAGCUUCCAUCGACCCACUCAGGAUAUACAUCUGCAAAGAAGGCAUGGCUCGGUUUUGCACCAUCCCUUACCAGGAACCAACAACGCGUAACCUCCACGUCACUUACAUGCACCUGACAAACUACUCCCUCAAUAAAUUCAGCACCAGCUUCGUGCACACGGAUGCGACGGAUCGGGGAAGCAAGCGAACCAUGACCAGUGUGUUUGGUACUUUGGCAAACAGGGGCUUGGAUACGCCCCGUAUGUGGGAAGAGAUUCAGGAGUUGGUAGUCAAGACCAUCACGGCCAUGCUUCCUGAUCUUCGGGUUGUAUGGGAAGCCGAGUUACCUCCAAAGAGAUCAAAUCCAUCAUGUUUUCAGAUCCUUGGAUUUGACAUUCUUCUGACAAGCAAACUAAAACCAAUUUUACUGGAGGUCAAUGCCAAUCCUAGCCUGAGACUAGACUUUGAGCAUCACCUUCCAAAUGGUCUAGUCGAGAUCCUACCCAGUCCGGUAGACGAAGAGAUCAAGAUUCCUCUCAUUACCGAUAUACUCAGACUCCUUAGACCAGGGAAGUCCUCCAAGAAUCCUAAGAGCGCAGCGUCAAUCAUGGCUGCUAAACGUAACCAGAUACCAGUUGUCAGUCUUGAUGUAGGAGACGUCCCGAACCAUCGGCUUGAUGAACCAACCUCUGAGGACGAGGAAGACCCUCUUUACGACUCCUGCUUAGAGGAGAUAUGGCCACGGAAGUUCGGUACCAAUUACGAGCACCUGCGCAUCAUGGAACGUGUGGCUGUCUUCUUCAAUCUCUUCCUCGGGGUGCGAGGGGCGCAUCGUAUGGGGGCUACUGGAUUCAGAACAUUCUGCAGAAAAUGUAAGCUAUGUGGAGGUGGGUUUUCAACCGCUGCUGCCGAUAUCAUGUACAUUGAUGUAGCUCGUCGUUGGAACGAACGAACCUGUGAGGGCGUCGCUGCCGGGAUGUGCUUCGGUGCUUUCCUGGAGGCCUUCUUCCUGAUAGCCAAGCGGAAGAUGAGGGGCGACACCCUUUGCGAACGGGUGGUAGCCCUCGUGGAGCACUGCGAGGUCAACUUGAAGGACAAUCAAGACUGGCAACCCAAGAAACCACUCCCGCAUCGCCGUCUUGGCCGACCGUCCAUGGCAGGACGCACUCUGGCACAGAAAAACAGCUCAGAGAAUUGAAAGGCAACUACCACCUAUGUGCUUUAAUUGUGCUCAAUGUUUAGAACCACAAGGACGUGUUUCUAUUCUCCUUCCCCUCCCUUCUGAGAAUUUUGUUGUUUAAUUGAAGCAAUGAUAAAGAGAGAAUUCCUGGAGAAACUGAAUAAGGAAAGGAGGAGCUAAUGGAAGGAUCCCAUUCCCAGCACAUCCUCCCUUCGUCCCCUCACUAGAAGUGUUGGUAAUCUUCUGGGUGGAAACAAAACUCAUCUGACCUUCCCCAACCCCCACCCCACCCUCCACUUGAUAUUUGAUGUUAGUGGGUAGGUGAACUCAGUCCUUGAAAAAAAGAAGCCAUGUUGUUUCUGGUAUUCAUGAAUUAAUACUUGUGUUAUCAUAGGGGUGUAAGUCGUUUCAUUCUAUUUGUCUUCUCACCUUGUCGAUGCAAGAGUGGCCUUGCUGCUCGAAAAUAUGUGAUUAAACUCGCUUAUUGUUAUUUGGAAAACAAACUCAUGUUUUAUUUUAAGUAUUCAUAGGACAGAUAUGUUGUAAGGUCAUUUUGUGAGAUUCUCUUUUAGAAAGUGAUCGAAGGAGUUAAUUGAAUUUUUGGUGCUUUGUGUUUAAUGUGCAAUGUAUAACUAGCAUUAUCUGUAUUAUUGCAUGUUGUGCCAUUUUAUUUUUGAUGUAUUUAUCAAAAUUAUGUUGCACUGCCUCAAAGUCAUGUUGACUUAAAUUUCUUUCAAAGUUUGGUGAACCAAGUUGACCUUGGAAAACCAAUAGUAAUUCAAAUUCAGAAAAGAGGUCUACAGGUGCAUGUGUACUUGUCAAAAUUAUAGUAUUUUUUUUAGAAGUUGGGUGCACCCAUUUAAGUCAAAACAUGAUCAAGUAUUAGUUUUGGUCAGAGCAAAACUUAUGUUACUCUAACAUUUUUCUUGUUAAACCUAUAUGUUCUUUAUUCAAUGUUUCCUUAGAAACAGUUUUGUUGUGUUUUUGGUGUUUAUGUCCUAGAUUUUAAUUUCCUACCAGUAUGCAAGAUUGUAAGGUAUUUAUCACAUAUUAUGAAUCUCAGAAGUAUCAACUCCAAACCGCAUGUAGGAUGCCGCCCCCCCCCCCCUCCAUCAUGCAUUGUUCCAUGGGUAACAAUGUGUAGUGAUUUGAAAAUUAAAACCUCAGAUUUUUCCAUUCAAAUUGGCAAAUUUUGAAAAUUAACUUUACGGCAUGUAAUUGCAAAUUCCUAUAUGAAUUUGUACAUGAAAAUCAAAGGGAAAACGCAGACCUAAAAUUUAUUUUUAAUGAAUAAGAAUUAUGAAGUCAAUCUGAAGAAAAAAUCUGAUCAAAGAUACCUUCCAUAUAAUUCUUUCUCAUAAAUGGUUAUUUGGAUGCAAAAUACUGUGUUAAUUUUAAUAAAUUGAAUAUAGAUGCUUGAUGUUUUAAUGAGCACCUUUCCACUGUGAUGUGCUUUGGUUUUGAUACGGGUUGAUGGACUUACACUUUUUAAAACAUAGUUUAAUCACUUGAGCUUAAGAAAGGUUUAUGGUAUUUGUGGUAACAGGAACGAAUGCAGUGUAUUCUGAAUGGGUCGUGCACGAAGGAAGCUUAUGAUCAGUGACUAGGUAACAUCUUGAAUAUUUCUUUUACAACUGCAGGUUGAAACGGAUCUGCACUGUAGAAAUCGUAAUUCUACCAAAAUUUCUAAUUCAUUCCAACUUCCAGUUAUAAGAAGCUGUUUAUUAAAUAUGAAAACCACUGGCAUUCUCAGUUGAAGUCUGGAGUUAGAUUUAUACAUGUUUAUAAAGAGUAUUUGUUGAUUUUAAGUUGGAACUUUGGUGUGGAAAAGGGGAAAUGGAAGUGCAAUCUAAUGAACUUAAUGCUAAUGAAAAUGCAAGAUCUUUGUGUUUCAUUGUAAAGUAUUUUCUGAUAAUUUUUAUACUCCUUUGAAAGUUUAUGUUCUAUGUUCUUUAAUUUUCAUUUGUUGAUAUUAUAUUCUCACAAUUGACGUCAAUGAUGUAUUGUCAUAGAAAUGAUUGUUCAUUUAACCCUAAAAACUGGGCUAUUUCAAAAAGACAUCAGCCCCCCCCCCCCCCCUUAUGAUCUCGGCCAUCAAUAGCAUAACAACGAAAAUCAGCAUGCAUGUUGCCCAUGUAAAUAUCUACAAAAUUGUACAAUCAAAUUCUUCAAAAAAUCUCAUGAAUAAUUGAUUAAGCUGAUUUAUGUGUUAAAUGAACUAAAAAUUAACUGAAGUCCCUAAAAUGCUAAUCAUUUUUGUUCACAGGCUCGAUAAGAUUCUGAUCAAAUUUAUUUGUUUUGUCUUGUUCUUUCUGGGACUUUAUUCUGACCAUAAAAAAGAUUAAAUUAAAUAAGUUUCAUCAGUAAAAGGAGAAAUAAUGAUACACUAAUGAAUUUUUGCUAAAAACACUUUGCAUUGGAUUUUGUACACAAAUUCAUGGUUUUGAGCAAUUUUAGGUCUGCAAGCACUUAAUACGAAAUGUUGUGUAAUUUCAAAACUGUGUACUCCGGGGGUCGCAGUUUUGGUCUCAAAACUUGUGCAAGAAUUGGAAGUAAAAAGUCAGUGAGUGACGCGGUCAGAAAAAAUUUGCGUGGCAGAUUUAUCACGAAAAUGUUUAGGGGGCUUAUUAGAGUGAAUUAUUAGGGUGAAGCUUCAGUUACAUGUAAGUGAUAAAACUCAGCAACAUUUUCUAGGGUUAUCAGAUCAGCCUUCAGUUGUUUCUUUAUAAUGUGAUGUUGAAUUGUAAUCACCAAAUCUUUAUCCGUACACGUAUGUAUCCUUGUAUUACCUGUGACAACAGUAAAAUUAAUGUAGUACAUGUAGCGUAUCAAAAAACCCAUAUUUUGAACGAAUGUAGUGCUGCUUUGAGUAUACACGGAGACUGGUUCAGUAGAAUCCAACCCCUACUUGUUUUCCCAAUGAAUAAAGGUCAAGUCCGUUCUGAACAAUAAGUCGGUUUGAAUUAAAAGAAAAAAAUCAAGAUAAUCGUCAAAAAGACAUCGCAUCAAAUAACUCAAGGGUUUUAGAGAUUGCUAUACAGUUUUAGAAAAGGGAUAUUGAAAUGUGAAAUAUCUCAAUAUUGUUAUUCUACAUCGGUGUAUUAUGCACUUUAUGUAGUGAAAUAUGUUACUAUUACUUAUUCCCAAAUGAUGGAAUAAUGUAACUUUAGAUAUGGGAAUGGAACAAUAUGACGUAAAAGAGAAAGAACUUGAUACAAUAAUUCAAAGAUUUUAUUUGGUUGAUAGAAACAAAUUUAACCAUGUUUAAUAGUGUAAUUUUUUUCAUCUUUUUAAGUUUUUCAAGGAAAGAAAUUAUUUCAGAAACAAUUAUCUUAAUGAAAAAAUACCAAUGUGGAUAUUAUUUUAUGUAUGUACCUCUUGAUCUGAUGUUUUAAUUUAUUAAAUAACAUUCUAUUGGUGCUGAAUAAUGUAACUCAAAACUUGUGUGUUAAAAGCCAAUGUAAUUUAUGAUGCUACCAAGUGCUACUCAAACUAUUUUUCUCUUUGUAUUGUCAUUCAUUCACUAUUGCAUGAUGAUUAUAAAUCAUGCUUGUUUUAAUGAUUCAGACCUGACCCAGAAGUGAUAUUGACAAAUCAUUCAAAUCUACAGCUUACUAAAUACAGCAAUAUGCAUUUUCACUACUUACCAGCUGAGUAUUUUGCUUAAGAAUAGCUCCAAUUAUUGGGCUUCGAAAAUUUGUUUUAUUAUACUUUUACUUUUCACUGGCCUCAAGGCCAUGACGUCAUGUUGUGUUAGAAGCAUUGUGAUUCCAUAGGUUGUUCGCCAUAAAAAAGUGGGUGAUUUUUCUGCUUUUCAGAUUCUGCAUUUUAUUUUUACUUCUGUCCUAAAGAGAUGUCAUAAAUAUUAUUUUUCCUGCAAGGUUGAUUUAAUGAAAUCUCAGAGUUUUUUUUUGUAUUGCAGUAUUCUUAAACUGGCAGUUUCCCCCAAUUCUAUCUGCAU